This is a messenger RNA of Orussus abietinus, 420 nucleotides long. RefSeq lists its product as uncharacterized. The coding region runs from base 163 to 420 and encodes 85 amino acids. Lineage: Eukaryota; Metazoa; Arthropoda; Insecta; Hymenoptera; Orussidae. The record is from RefSeq and is a predicted model, not a curated record. The transcript is spliced from 2 exons.
GGACGACCGUUCUCGGUUGCGACGGAAGCGAUCCGCGGACCGCUGAAGGAGCUCCGCAACCGGAAAUGAAACGAACUCGCAGCGGACGAUGCAUCGGGGACCAAGACCAGGACGCGAUACACACAUGCGAAGGCUAAGCCGUUGCUGGGGCUUUAGUCUAAAAUGGACGACGAGAUAUCAUUAUUAUUGGUGGUGAUACUAGCGAUAGGAGGUGUGAUGAUGAUGACGGCCUUGCUCUCGUGCUACGCCUGCAUAUUUCGCGAUCUGUGUUGCCGUCGAGGAGAAUCGGUCAAGAGAAGACGAAGUCCACGAAGUCCUGUGCAGGGUUCCGACAGGAAUCGUAGACCUCAAACGGAAGGGAUUCCAUUAAAUGACAUUACUCAAGGAGAGAGCAUGCCUACCGAGUCUGAAAAGGUUUAA